CUGCCAGGCCGUGGUGUUGUGCCAAAAUAAAUCAGCGUUAGUUGUUCCGCUCGCUGGGAACUGCCAGUGAACGAAUGUGUUGUCUCGCCGUUCCGAACUGUUUCGUAGAGGCGGGCGGGCCGAGCUAUGCGGUAUCGCGAUUACCCGCUCUUUUGUCUCGAGGACUAUGGGUGUCAUAGCCGACCGCUGAUGUGCGUUCCGGUAUUUUAAAAGCGAAUCGGCCCCGCCGAGCGGAAGUGUUUCUCUCGUGUGGCCAUCACCGUUUUACCUCUACCUCCCCGAGGAUUUCGAUUUCCUGCCACGGGCCGAGUUGCACACCUGAAACGGGGCUGCGGCACGCAAAUUCCUGACUCCGUGUUUUCGACAACCUUAUCCGCCCUGACGUGAUUCGCCCGGUUUGCCCGCCACAGGACGGGUUAUGUUUCCCACUUUCAUCGGGAUCCUAGACAUUCAAUCGUGGUGGGAGGUGCCAAGUAUAGCACACUUUUGCUCAUUAUUUAGGGCUGCCUUCAAUCUUCUGGACUUUGAUAUUGAGGACUUAGAGGAAGCUUUGUUAACGGAUGGCGGAACUGAGGGGCAUUUAGUACAGGAACUGAUAGUCCGAUUACUCGAAGGCUGUUUACCUAAUGACACUCGCAAUGACAUCUCCACCUUUAAUUAUCAAAUGUUUCUACGCCGAUUGUUUCGUAAGAAAUGUCAGGAAUACAAAUGCGAGAAUCCUUUUAAUACAGAUGUAGAUUUCGAGUUAUUGCCUCUACGUCAGAAAGUAGAAAUAUUGAGAGCCCUCUGUGACUUCAGGCUCGACGCCGAAGACGUGGAGCAAUCAUUAAAUAAUUUGGACUCGGAUAGUCUGCGAGUCGAACCUUUAGGACAUGAUCGUAAGAAUUCUGCCUACUGGUACUUUUACGGCACUCGAUUAUACAGGGAGGACUACAUCGACACUGCUGACAGCGUCUCGCACAAACCGAAAAGUAAACCUAGGGACAAAAAGCGUAAAAGACGACGAAACAGAGUGGCGACGACGGAAGAGGAAGAGGAGGAGAAGAAGGAAGACAGUUUAAUAGACGAGGAGGGGAAAGAAAGUGUCUGGCAAGUGGUCUGCUUUACUCAGCAGGACUGGAGUCGUUUAGUUGAGAAAUUUCGCGAUUCGGAGUACGAUACCGAACGUAAGCUCUACCGUACUCUGUCCAAGGAUUUCAUGCCCGAAAUCCCCAAGCUUUUUGACUUAAAGGAGAAGCAACAAAGGCGCAGGCUGUUGCAGCGAAAUAGUUCGCGGGUUCUUCGUAGCCACGAGCCGGCAGCGACACAGAUGGAAACAGUCAUGGUUAGAUCGAAGAUUAAAACUAAAACGAACAAAGGGAGCAAAAAGGGGGCCCAGAACUCGAAGAAUGUUUAUGUUAAAGAGGAGACACCUCCGCCGUUAUCCUCGCCGCCCGUUCAGAAGAAAGGACGACAGACGAAUAAUUCGUUAGCGUCGGCUGUCGGUCAGAUUGUGAUUCAUACUAGGGACGAAGUGGAAGGUUUAGAGAAAAAGAAAGGGGUUGGAAGUAACAGCGAUGGGAAUUUUGUAGCUUCCAACUAUGGGUAUAAAUUUGGAUAUUCGUUUGGAAUCGAGGAAGAGGAACGUCGCGUUGGGAUGCACAAAGUUCUCGAAAGUCUCAAGGAUCAUGUGGAUGCAUGGCCGUUCAUCGAUCCUGUGGAUGAAGAAUACGCGCCACGGUACUAUAGCGUCGUACGGAAACCUAUGGAUCUCAGUACGAUGGAGGAGAAACUCGAAGGUGGUUUAUACAAAAGUUUAAAUAUAUUCAAACGAGAUUUUCGUCUUAUAGUGGACAACUGUAGGCAAUACAAUGGGUCUGACAAUGAGUACACUGAAAUGGCUUUCAAUUUAAAGGAUGCGUUCGAUAAGGCUGUAAAUCGGUUUUUGGAAUCUGAAACAUCUAGCGAUGAAGAUCCAUCGUCGCCGAAAUCGUUGCCCGCGACGCCCGCGUCACCGUCCUGUCCAUCGCAAGUCUCUUCUCCGCAUCAAAAUCGCAAACGGUCGAAGAAAUCCACGAAAAAAUCGAAAUCGUACAAAUCCGACGGUAAAGGAAAAUCCAAAGUAACAGAGAAAAAUGACGAGGAAGAAAAACGAGGGAAGAAUUAUAAGCUUCCGAAGAAGAAGAGGGGGAAGAAGAAGAGUAAAAAAGCGAAGGACGAAGAAUCGUUGAACGAGGAAGAACAAGAUGAUCAAGAGAGCGAAGAUGCGGUGUCCGAGUCGAGUAUCGUGACGUCGAAAAGAAGGAAACAUAUAGACGCGAACAAUUUGUUGUUGAAAACCAAAAAGCUGUCGCCCAAAGAGUCGGAGGAGUUGAAGAAGAUGAAUAAGAAAACAAGUAAAGAGCGUCAUCAGCAGAAGAAGGAGGCGGAAAGCGUACGGCCGAUUAAAGAAUCGAAGGAGAAUAAGAAGCGAAAGGAAGACUUCGAGGAAGAUUACGACUCCCUAGUCAUCGCGAAAAGUAAAAGUAGGAAGAUCGAGAAGAAAGAACUCGAGGAGACGGAGAUAUUCACAGAUAGCGCAAAGAAGAGCAAGGCGAAGAAGGUGGAACUGCCAGAAGACAAAGAUGUAUCGGAGAACAAGAACAAGACACAGCAUAUCAAAGCGAAGAAAAAUCGGAAGAAAGAGAAAGCGGGGUUGAAAGCGUUGAAGCCCGAGGAAAAGGUCGAGAAGAACCGUGGAAAGGACAAGCAAAAGAAAUCAAAGCAGAAAAACGAUGAUGCGAAAAACGGCGAGAUAUCCAGCGAAUUAGAUUCCAAAGAUUUAGACCUAGAGAGCGAUGUAGAUUCGAAGGAAACCCCUACGUCUAAGAAGAUUGCUGCAUUUAUAGGUGAUAAGGAUAUAGAAUCGUCUGACGGUGUAAAGGACAAACUAAGCGAACGACGGCGAGAGGAGAAACUGAAGAGCGAGAAAGAGAAACCGAAGAAAACUGGGAAAAGCGACAUUCACAACGUGUAUUCAAAAAAAGUGCCUUCAAACGGUAGUACCUUUAACGACAGCGAUAAAGCCGGCGCGAAACGACCAAAGUUAAAAAAGGGAAUGAAAGACGAGAAAGUUCCUGGCGCAGAGGAUCCUGUGAAAACCCAAGACCAAGAGGCGGCCGAGACCAAGAAAGUGAAAUCUACAAGCAAGCAUACCAAAGGAUUUGGAAAGGAGGAAAGCUCGAUACAGGCAUUGAAUCAAGCAACGGAGCAAACACUCCAUGACAUCAACAAGUGGCUAGACGACGCGCCAAGGCUCUCUGAAUUUUCCUCCGGGAGCGAUUCUCCGAUAUUUCAUUCGUCCGUUGAAUCGGCACGAUCUGGACCAAAGGUCGAGGCGCCGCGUAAACGACCAAGUUCCAUUAAGAUCUUUGGCCCUCACGGACCCAGUAGACCAAAAAAGAUACAGCGUACGAUAGACCGUUUGCAGCCCGGGAAAAGUAAGGGGAACUUACUAUUGAAGAAACCGCUUAAUUUACCUAACGUGAGCGCCAACGAGACGGCGGUGCAUCCGUCGGCUAGCGACAAUGACCAGGCAAACAAGAACGCCGACGAGGAACCAAAACUUAGUUUAGGAACAGUCUUGAAGAACGUCGAUUCAAUUCAGUUGAUUUGUAAAAGUUUAGUCUCCUCGCCGAAUCCGAAUUUUUCAAACGACGACGAGGAAGAAGAUCACAGCGUUGUCCCGACGAUCCCAGCGCCUAGUUCUAAGGAUGAGAAAUUAUCGUCCAGCAAACCGGCUGCGCAGGCAUCCACGGAGGUAGAGGAAUCGAAAGACAGUCAAUCGAAUUCGAAGGACACGCCGAAACCUAAAGCGGCGACACCGAAUUUGAGUGCCUGGUUCAAGGCAUUCGGUGCUCCGAAAUCAAAGAAAAAGGAGGACGAGUCGGAGGACGGCGCGACGACGAAGAAGGACGGCGAGUCGCAGGAAGUGUUCUGUGGAAGACAGCGAAGAAUGAGUACCGGUGGUAGUAGUGUGAGUGAAUCCGUUUCCAGUUUCUCUCAAGAGUCACCGCCAGGACGUUCAGGACGGUCCCCGCAGGCGCAACCCAUUGUAGCUUCCGUGGAACCGCAAAUAAGAGGAGCCGGAUUCUACCAGGAUGCUCUAUCGACAGGAAGUAGUCCUUACAAUAGUCCUUACUAUGCCACACCCCCAAGAUACAGUGCUCAGUUGCCACCCACCCCGUCACCACAGAAUCAUCCCUUAUCACCAGCCUAUCCAUCGUCAUCUUAUGAACAGGCACCUCUCUACUCUCAGAUACCGCCUCCUCAACAAUCUCAUCAAACGUUUCAAAAGUCACCACAAGAAAAUUCCGGGGAAGUGUUCCAUCAAUUGUCCCCUACGUUUCCACAACGUUCACCACAGACUAACUUCCCGCCAAAUUCUACACCGAACGAGUCCUAUACUCAACCAUUACCACCAUCGACUAAUCAAGAACAAUCCCCGGUCUACUCCCAGCACUCUCCUCAGCCAAUACAACAGGUUUAUCCGCAACCGUCCCCCCAGCCACCACCGUCGAAUUACUCUCAGCCAUCACCGCAACAAUCUCCUACUCCUAAAUACUCACAAUUGUCCCCGCAACAGACUACCGCCAAUUAUUCGCAGCCUUCUCCACAGGCAUCCAAUUAUUCUCAGGCUUCGCCACAGCAACCUCAUUCCCCCUACUCUCAGCCUUCUCCACAAGCACCGCCUCCCACUUACUCCCAGCCGUCACCCCAGCAACAACACUCUCCUUACGCGCAAUCCCCCCAGCAAUCGUCCGGCUAUUCUCAGCUCUCCCCUCAACCGCCGUCAAACUACUCUCAACCGUCGCCUCAACCCCCUCCCGUCUACCCGCAACAAUCAGAACCUUCGAACUUUUCUCACCCGUGUCCUCAGACUUGUACCACCGAUUACUCCCAGCCAUCGCCUCAGCCUCUAACCGGCUAUUCCCAACCGUCCCCUCAACCAAGGAAUUAUUCUCAACCCUCCCCUCAACAAAUUCAAACGUUCCCGCAACCCUCGCCGCAACCACCACCCACCUAUUCUCAGACUUCCCCGCAAAACACGCCCUAUUCUCAGCCAUCGCCGAAACCGCCGGCCAAGUAUUCUCAACCGUCGCCUCAGCAACCCACGAAUUACUCGCAUUCGAUACACUCGCCUCAAACCCCGCAGAAUUAUUCACAACUGUCCCCCCAACAAGCUCCACCUAGCAGUUAUUCUCAGCCGUCACCGUCGUCCCAGCAAUCCCGUAAUUAUCCGCAACUCUCUCCGUCGCCCCAGCAAUCACGCAACUACUCGCAACCGUCACCGUCUCCCCAGCAGUCCCGCAACUACAUGCAACCGUCACCGUCCCCCCAGCAACAACAGUCCCGUAACUAUUCCCAACCGUCGCCGCAACAAAAAUCCACCUGCACCGCGCAACCGUCGCAGCAACCAACUACUCCCAGUUACUCGCAAACGUCGCCGCAGCAGACUGCUAGUUACACGCCGCAGCCUCCUAAAACCACCGAGGAGUGUCCUCAAACCGCGGCUACCGGCUCGACUUAUCCUCAGGGAUUUAAACAGAAUCAUUCUUACAUACAAUCACCGGCCGCGACGCCGUCCAUCAGCGAAACGGAGCAUCGAACAACCACGCCGACGGAGUACCUGAAAUCCGCCGCCGGUAGUGUAGAGAAAUCGUCGUCAAGCGCCGAGCAACAGAGAAACUUCACCGUACCGACGGAGGCGUCGUUGAGCCUGAACGCGAAUCAUCAGAUCUAUCAGUCGUCGGGUCAGUAUCCACCGCCGACGUUCGGGAAUAAUUAUCCUAACCUCGAACUUCAGAGGUCACGGCCGGAGCAACCGCAACAACAACAACAACAGCAGCAACAACAACAAUCGUCGGAACGUCCAAGCUUCGCCGAUCUCAGCGAGUCGUUGAACGCUCAGAAGUACGUUCAGCAACGUUCGUUUAUCGGUAAAACGUCGACCGCCGGUGAACAGUUACCGUCGCAGGAUCAGUCGCAGCUGCUCGCGUUCCAACAGAAUCUGACCACGCACGAGUCCCUUUAUCCGAGCGGUUUCCAACCGUCCGGUUACCCGAUGUCGAAUACGCGACCGGUUUACCCGAGUCCGCAUUAUUUCGACGCCAGCUCGAAAACCGCUGGCACCGGUGGAUCCGUGAAUAGUUCGACCAGCGGCAAUCUUCCGCCCGUGAAGAAACGUAUAUACAAUGAAACGUCCGCGGACGCGACCCGGGGCAUGACGCAGGAGCCUGUCACGAGAUCCGGCCAGGAGCAGUUCGGCUUCGAUCCGAUAAUGGCGUUACCGCAACCAGACGCGAUUUCGGCCAGUCAGUUCGACGCCUCGUCAUUCGUGGGGAACCUGGCUGACUCAGUGGCCACGAAUCCAGCAUAUGCGCGUCUCAGUCUGGGUCUGGUGGGCCGUGCGAGCAAAGAGCAACAACAAUUGUUAACGAUCCCACGGCCGCCGCCGACCAAACCGGAACACUUGGCGUAUGCUCGUAGCCCAGCCGCAGGUGCCGCCGAAUUGGAUCUUAACCUCCUUCAGAGUCUCCAAACGGCUGCGGCCGCGAAGAACACUCAAGGUAUACUGUCCAUGUCGCGCAGGGGUGGUGGGGAGGCGGGCACCACGUCUGCGCCAACGAAAACGAAGAAAAGUCGUAAAAGCAAACAGCAGCAGCAACAACAACAACAACAGCAGCAGCAGCAGCAGCAACAACAGCAAGAACAACAGAACGUAGUGAACGUUUCGUCCGCAGUGAGCAGCACGGAGCAACAAUCGGCGACCGGUAUACCCGGGUUCACGCAGUACACCGGCACACCCGGCGAUUCGAUCAGUUUGAAAAAUUCCGCCAUGGUCCCGCCGGCUGGUAGCGCCUUUAAUUUCGCCGCGUCCACAAGCAACACCUCCGGGUCACCGUUCUACGAUAAGGAUGCAACCGCGGCAGCGUUCGCGUUUCUCGAUGAGUUUCGGAACCCGAACAGUUACUACAGUAUGGCGCUCAGGCAGCAACAACAACAACAACAACAACCCCAGGUGCCGCCAGUAACGGAUGCCGCGCAACAGGCGUGCAACAAACUGACCAAUCAACCACCGAGAAACUAUCCGCCGCAUCCUUUUCUUCAUUCCGCACAAAGGUCAGCUGCGUACGGGCCGCCAGUGUCCGCAUACGUCACGCCACACGGACCGAACUUGACCAUGGACCCGACCGCGUAUCAACAAUACAUUCAUUCCCUGUACGCGCUUCAACCGCCGCCGCAUCAUCAUCGACCGUCCUGGCUUUAGCCGUUAAAAUCAUUUUAACGGGCCGUUUUUGA
This is a messenger RNA of Dufourea novaeangliae, 7320 nucleotides long. RefSeq names its product protein piccolo. Gene Ontology annotation, molecular function: protein binding. Lineage: Eukaryota; Metazoa; Arthropoda; Insecta; Hymenoptera; Halictidae. Gene Ontology annotation, biological process: chromatin remodeling. The record is from RefSeq and is a predicted model, not a curated record. The transcript is spliced from 9 exons. Bases 419 to 7288 code for a protein of 2289 amino acids. Gene Ontology annotation, cellular component: CERF complex.